Messenger RNA from Hipposideros armiger (great roundleaf bat), 9518 nucleotides. RefSeq names its product histone deacetylase 9 (gene HDAC9). Gene Ontology annotation, molecular function: histone deacetylase activity. Bases 83 to 3415 code for a protein of 1110 amino acids. NCBI's taxonomy places the organism in Eukaryota, Metazoa, Chordata, Mammalia, Chiroptera, Hipposideridae. Gene Ontology annotation, biological process: negative regulation of transcription by RNA polymerase II. The transcript is spliced from 27 exons. The record is from RefSeq and is a predicted model, not a curated record.
UACCAGCCUCUCGGGGACCAACGUGGCCAACUGAAGGGAGCCUGUCAAUCCACAUCCCAGCCCCUCAGCCCUUCUGAUUCCCAUGAUGAGCUCGCCAGUGCAGCCCGCAGAGGAAAACCUUUCUUCAUUGCUUCCUGUCAGCUGUGCAGAGGCAGCUCUACUGAAACUGGAUGGGGUGGCUGGACGAGCGCAGCUCUUGGCUCAGCACCGGAUGCACAGUAUGAUCAGCUCAGUGGAUGUGAAGUCAGAGGUGCCCGUGGGCCGGGAACCCAUCUCGCCUUUAGACCUCAGGACCGACCUCAGGAUGAUGAUGCCCGUGGUGGACCCUGUAGUCCGGGAGAAGCAGCUGCAGCAGGAGUUACUCCUCAUCCAGCAACAGCAGCACAUCCAGAAGCAGCUCCUGAUUGCAGAGUUUCAGAAACAGCAUGAGAACUUGACGCGGCAGCACCAGGCCCAGCUUCAGGAGCACAUCAAGUUGCAACAGGAACUUCUAGCCAUAAAACAGCAACAAGAACUCCUAGAAAAGGAGCAGAAACUGGAGCAGCAGAGGCAAGAACAGGAAGUAGAGAGGCAUCGCAGAGAACAGCAACUUCCUCCUCUCAGAGGCAAGGAUAGAGGACGAGAAAGGGCAGUGGCAAGCACAGAAGUAAAGCAGAAGCUUCAAGAAUUCCUGUUGAGCAAAUCAGCAACGAAAGACACUCCAACUAAUGGAAAAAAUCAUUCCGUGAGCCGCCAUCCCAAGCUCUGGUACACGGCUGCCCACCACACGUCAUUGGAUCAAAGCUCUCCACCCCUGAGUGGAACAUCUCCAUCCUACAAAUACACAUUACCAGGAGCACAAGAUGCAAAGGACGAUUUCCCACUUCGAAAAACUGCCUCUGAGCCCAACUUGAAGGUGCGGUCCAGGUUAAAACAGAAAGUGGCAGAGAGGAGAAGCAGCCCCUUACUCAGGCGGAAGGAUGGAAGUGUCACUUCAUUCAAGAAGCGAGUGUUUGAGGUGACAGAAUCCUCAGUCAGUAGCAGUUCUCCAGGGUCUGGUCCCAGUUCACCAAACAAUGGGCCAACUGGGAAUGUUACUGAAAAUGAGACUUCAGUUUUGCCACCUACUCCGCAUGCUGAGCAAAUGGUCUCACAACAACGCAUUCUAAUUCACGAAGAUUCCAUGAACUUGCUAAGUCUUUAUACCUCUCCCUCUUUACCCAAUAUUACUUUGGGACUUCCAGCCAUGCCAACCCAACUCAAUGCUUCAAAUUCGCUCAAAGAAAAACAGAAGUGUGAGACCCAGACACUCAGGCAAGGCAUCCCUCUGCCUGGGCAGUACGGGGGCAGCAUCCCGGCGUCUUCAGGCCACCCCCACGUUGCUUUAGAGGGAAAGCCCAACAGCAGCCACCAGGCUCUCCUGCAGCAUUUAUUAUUGAAAGAACAAAUGCGACAGCAAAAGCUUCUUGUGGCUGGUGGAGUUCCCUUACAUCCUCAGUCUCCCUUGGCAACAAAAGAGAGAAUUUCACCUGGCGUUAGAGGUACCCACAAAUUGCCCCGUCACAGACCUCUGAAUCGAACCCAGUCUGCACCUUUGCCUCAGAGCACGUUGGCUCAGCUGGUCAUUCAGCAGCAGCACCAACAAUUUUUGGAGAAGCAGAAGCAAUACCAGCAGCAGAUCCACAUGAACAAACUGCUUUCGAAAUCAAUUGAACAACUGAAGCAACCAGGCAGUCACCUCGAAGAAGCAGAGGAAGAGCUUCAGGGGGACCAGGCGAUGCAGGAAGACAGAGCGCCCUCUAGUGGCAACAGCACUAGGAGCGACAGCAGUGCUUGUGUGGACGACACACGGGGACAAGUUGGGGCUGUGAAAGUCAAGGAGGAACCAGUGGACAGUGAUGAAGAUGCUCAGAUCCAGGAAAUGGAAUCUGGGGAGCAGGCUGCUUAUAUGCAACAGCCCUUCCUGGAACCCCAGCACACACGUGCACUCUCAGUGUGCCAAGCUCAGCGGGCUGUGGCUGGCAUGGAUGGAUUAGAGAAACAUCAUCAUGUCUCCAGGACUCAUUCCUGCCCUGCUGCCUCCAUUUUGCAUCACCCAGUAAUGGACCGCCCCCUUCAGCCUGGCUCUGCAACUGGAAUUGCCUAUGACCCUCUGAUGCUGAAACACCAGUGCAUUUGUGGCAGUUCCACCGCCCACCCUGAGCAUGCUGGACGAAUACAGAGCAUCUGGUCACGGCUGCAAGAAACUGGGCUGCUGAAUAAAUGUGAGCGGAUUCAAGGUCGAAAAGCCAGCCUGGAGGAAAUACAGCUUGUUCAUUCUGCACAUCACUCACUGUUGUAUGGCACCAACCCCCUGGAUGGACAGAAGCUGGACCCCAGGACACUGCUAGGUGACACCUCUCAAAAGUUUUUUUCUUCAUUACCUUGUGGUGGACUUGGGGUGGACAGUGACACCAUUUGGAACGAGCUGCACUCGUCCGGUGCUGCACGCAUGGCUGUUGGCUGUGUCAUCGAGCUGGCUUCCAAAGUGGCCUCAGGAGAGCUGAAGAAUGGGUUUGCUGUUGUGAGGCCCCCAGGCCAUCACGCGGAAGAAUCCACAGCCAUGGGGUUCUGCUUUUUUAAUUCAGUUGCAAUUACCGCCAAAUACUUGAGAGACCAACUAAAUAUAAGCAAGAUAUUGAUUGUAGAUCUGGAUGUUCACCAUGGAAACGGUACACAGCAAGCCUUUUAUGCUGACCCCAGCAUCCUGUAUAUUUCCCUCCAUCGCUAUGAUGAAGGGAACUUUUUCCCUGGCAGUGGAGCCCCAAAUGAGGUUGGAGCAGGCCUUGGAGAAGGAUACAAUAUAAAUAUUGCCUGGACAGGUGGCCUUGACCCCCCCAUGGGAGACAUUGAGUACCUUGAAGCAUUCAGGACUGUAGUGACGCCUGUGGCCAAAGAGUUUGAUCCAGACAUGGUCCUAGUUUCCGCUGGAUUUGACGCGUUAGAAGGCCAUGCCCCGCCUCUGGGGGGAUACAAAGUGACUGCAAAAUGCUUUGGUCAUUUGACGAAGCAAUUGAUGACACUGGCUGAUGGACAUGUGGUGUUGGCCUUAGAAGGAGGACAUGAUCUCACAGCCAUCUGUGAUGCAUCAGAAGCCUGUGUAAAUGCCCUUCUAGGAAAUGAGCUGGAGCCACUCCCAGAAGAUAUUCUCCACCAAAGCCCGAAUAUGAAUGCCGUUAUUUCUUUACAGAAGAUCAUUGAAAUUCAAAGCAAGUACUGGAAGUCGGUAAGGAGAGUGGCUGUGCCAAGGGGCUGUGCUCUGGCUGGGGCUCAGCUGCAAGAGGAGACAGAGACCGUUUCUGCCCUGGCCUCCCUGACGGUGGAUGUGGAACAGCCCUUCGCUCGAGAAGACAGCAGAACUGCUGGUGAGCCUAUGGAAGAGGAGCCAGCCUUGUGAAGUGCCAAGUCCCCCUCCCCCCAUAUUUCCUGUGUGUGACAUCAUUGUGUAUCCCCCCGCACCCCAGCACCCUCAGACAUGUCUUGUCUGCUGCCUGGGUGGCACAGAUUCGGUGGAAUAUAAACACUGGGCACAAAAUUCUGAACAGCAGCUUCACUUGUUCUUUGGAUGGACUUGAAAGGGCAUUAAAGAUUCCUUAAACCUAACCGCUGUGAUUCUAAAGUUACAGUAAACCACGAUUGGAAGAAACUGCUUCCAGCGUACUUUUAAUAUACUUGGUGAUCCACUCCCAGGCCCAAAGUAUGAGCUAGAAACAUCCAAUACGGCAUUAGAUACUGUUAAUUACAAAUGCUCUGACAGCCAGCGAAAUUUUGGGCAAAACCUAAGAAAGACUCAUUCCUGACAUUCUGAUCAGUUUUUUAUUGGGUAAUUUUUUGUCAAACAGUCUUAAAUUGUUUACAGAAUUUGCUUUCAGCUAUGAACGGAUAGCAAUUCCCGACAGCUCACAGGGAUUUGUUUUGUUCUGUUUUGUUUGUUUUUUUGGCCUUUGUUUUAACACAUGGUUCAACUCUUGCUAGUUAAGAGUUCAAGAUGGAGGAACUGGACUGAGGGUUUUUCUGUGGAAUAAACCGCACUGUAUCUCAAAGUCCAAAUGCCAAAGGAACCUCAAACACUGUAUAUAAUGGUGCAAUAUUUUAUGUCACUUUUUUUUUUUUUUUGAGAAAAAUGACCCUAUUUGCCUAGCAUCCCUCUGUGUUCUCACACACUGGAGACUUGCAAUUGUAUUUGAAGAUGAGGUUCCCCUCCUCCCGCACACAUCCCUUGUUCUGAUGACAGUAGCUCUGAGCAUAUGUUCCAUGGAGGAUUUCCAGUGUCUUUGAAAGCUUUUCAAAGAUGGUCUUAAUUUGCUCCAAAUCUAUCAAGAACUUACUCUCUCACUUUUCUUUUUUUGCCCUCCAUCAUUUCCUUUUUUCUUACCUUUCAUCCUACCUUCCUAUAGAAAAGCUAAAGAUUACCCAUAAUCUCCCCAAUUACUCAGGACCUUUGAGGAUUUAUUUUUUUACUUCCCAGGUUAACACAGUUGCUUGGUCUAAUGUGUCCUUUUAGCUGUGAAACCACUGAGGUGAAUGUGGCUUAAGCAAUGUUACUGAAUUUUCUAGAUCUUUGAAAUGUGCUAAUGAAGGCAUUGUGUAUUUGAUGUCACCUUGAGUUGAGUUAACCUUGAAAAGUUGUGCCUUCAUGUAAAAAAAACAAAACAAAACAAAAAACCCAAAUUUAACCCUUACCCAUGUUGCCUUGGUGUCAAAGGCUAAAAGUAACAGACAUUUAUUUAUUUCUGAGAUUAAAAGCAACUUAGUAAAUAUAAGUAGGUUAUCCCCCUACCUUCCAAAAUUCUAUUUCAAUGUACAACUCAAACACAUAAAGACAUUGAUGUAGAAUACCUCACAGUAUUUAAUAUCUGACAAUGCUUUCAAAAGAGUUGAUGUUUCUUUUUAUAUAUUUUCCUAACUCAAAGGAUAUAUUAAAGCCAUAAGUGAAGAUUGUCAUGCUUUUAUUCAGAAAUCUGAAAGAAACCUUAAUUAAAACAAGGUUUUAGGGAAGGCCAUGAUAUGAAAGAUAUGGAACAAUGUGGUUUUAGUUAAAGAGGACUCUAACCUGUAAAUCAAAGAUGAAAGAUUUCACUCAAGUAGAAUUAUAUAACUCUCUUUUGUUAUACAGUCAGACCAUAUUUUUCAUGCAUUUGGUUUUUUCAGGAUUACCAUUUUAAUUUUAAAGACUUUUAUUACAUAUACAAAAAUGGCUCGAUACUUGGUUUAACAUCUUAGAAAUUUGAGAUGCCCUUUGAAAUAGGAAAUCUGAAAUGGAAUGUAACUCAGUAUUAGGUAAAAAAUUACUUUCAUUGCAUAAGGGUAAGGUCAAUCUCAAUUCACAAUAGUAAUGAAUUUUUUUGUAAAAAAAAAUCAUGAUAUUUUCAGAGAAUUUCAUGCCAAUUAUAUUUGCUAGCUUUUGCUAUUUUACUGUAAUUCCUGAGAUUUAUUUAGAGAAAACCAAAUAAUGGAGCCAAAGGCUUAAAAACAAAAAAAAAACUCCCCUUUUUAAAAAGGAAAGUUAUAUCAUUUUGUUUGGAAACAUAAUUGUGACUAUUUAAAAGCAACUUGAUAAUUACAAAUCCCUAUUAUUACUCUCAAUCCUCCCAGGUAUUUUUAGAUGUUUAAUAAGCAAAUGAAACAGUAUAGUACAAACAUACUAAUUUACUGAUGUUUCCUACAAUAAUUUUUACACAUACUUAUGCCGAGGCAUCAAUCCGAUAAAGCCAAGUCACUAGGAUACCUCCAUGGUAUUCCGAUUUAAAACAUGACACAUGAAUGAGUUAAUCACACAUCCUUCCAUGGGAUACUGUCCCCAAUUGGUUUCAGUUAUAGUCCGUAGGAUACAUGGAGAGGCAGAUAAACUAUGGGGAGGAUUAAUCACAGCUGAAUGUAUUUGUAAGAACAGAAUACCAGUGCUUUCUGAUUAUAUCCUUACAAGCUAUCAUAUAGCCCUCAGGGACAGAAUGGAGGCUUUUGGAGAAUAUCAACACUUCUUUUCAAAUAGCCAGCACUUUUUGAAAGGGUAGUUCUACUUGGUAUAAUUUUCUUGACUUACACAUUUAAUUUUUAGUGCUCACAGCAGUUCCCAGUAAGAGGCUAUUAGAAGAAUUUGUUCCUAAGCUUUUUCAAUAAUAUAUCUUUCUGAUCCAUAUGUUGAAGGAUAAUCACACAGGCUUUCUCACAAUCUCAUAAUAACUCAGGCAUGAUGAAUAAAAAUAAUGUUUUUGAGAAAUCUAGUAAACAGUGUUGGGAGUUCAAUUUAAUAAGAUUUGAUAAUAGGUACACAAAAAAAUGUAAGAAAAUUGAUUUUCUCAAUCAUGUAGUACAAUCUGGGGUUGUAUAUUAAAUCAAAACAAUUUUAUUAGAUAAUAAGUAAAAGUGACCUCAAAUGGUAAUAGAGGCUAUUUAAUCAUUGCUUAGUAAAUGCAAAGAACAUUAUAAGAUAAAAUAUUUUUAAAUAUUUUAACAAACUUACAACAUCAAUAGUGGAGAUAGAAGUCAGCUUUUGGAGAAAAAAAGAGAUACAAAAAACUGCUCAUAAUCACAUUUUCAUUACCAGUGCUAGGAACUGAAAUCUUACCUUCAGUUUUGAGCACAACCCUUUGCAAAACCCACACACCUCUUUCUGACAACAUGGUGGAUUUGGAAGCAGGACAUCUCACACAAAGAUUUCAGAAACUAUGAGGCUGGUCUGUCCUAACAAUUCAGCACUGUUCUAUUUCUGAAGGUCAUUCAUAAAGCUUUGUAGAUUUACUGGGUUUCUUUACAGACUCCAUAUGGAAGUAAAAUAGAAUGACCAUGUGGAAAGUCUCCUGGGAGAUAAUUUCUCUUCAAUCAGCACUUUUCUACUUAUUUUCUAUCCCAGCAUUUAUAUUUAGGACAAUUUAUUUAAAUAUUUCUUACUAUUUAUCUUUUGAAACUUUACUCUCAAUUUGUCUCAAUGAAACUAUUAAAUGUCUAAUGGCCACGAAGCAAACAAGCCAAAGAUUUCUGUCUUAAAAAUGAUUCAUUCUGAGCUUGAAAUAAUCGCUCUGUCAGAGUUUGACGUUGUCAUUGCUACAGCAUCUAUCUUAACAUUCUUUUCCUGCUUCAGAUAUGAAAUCACUUGACUUGCUGAGAAAAUAAGAAAAAAAAAGUAGGAAAAAACAUACCUGUUGAACUAUUCCAUAAAGAGCGCAUUUUCACCUCCAAAAGAAAUGAAAACCAGAUGAUCUGUGCUAAGAAAUGAAGGCAUUUUGUUGUUGUCUUCAGAACUGACCAUGGAAAUGUUCAUGUUCAUCAUCAAAUAUAUCUUAUGUUCCCAAAGGACACAAUUCUAUUUGGGGCUCCAGCAGUAUUUUGUACUAUUAACUGCCUUUUGAAUGAGGUAUUAUGGGUCACUUUCAUCAACACCAUCACUAAACUACGGAAGUGCCUUUGUGUGACUUCUUUUCCUGGUCAUACUUAUAUUGAAAAUGUACCCUCCUUGCUUACUAACAGCUUUCUUCUACUCCAUCAAAUGUUUCAUGAAGCAUAUCAUGAUUGUCAAGGGGCCAGAAUAUCAUUUUUGUAGAUGAACAUGGUAUAUUCACACAGGACUCUAGAGCUUGGUUUCUCCAAAUCAACUGUGGUCUAUUUUUUUCUAGGAUAUACCUGGCUAGUUUUAUAUUACAGUUUAUGCAACAACUGAGUCAGUUAUUAAUAUGCUGGGAAUGGCUGGGUCAGACAAUUGAACCUUAGACUGUUGAUCUGGUGCUGUUUGGACUUGAUCUCAAUGAUAGAGAAACAGGGUUGUAACAAUUUCUCAAACCAUCUUAAUUCUCAACCUGAAACAUUUAGCAAAUAUAUGGUGAAUUGACCUUACCGUGCCAAUCAUUCUAACCAGUAAUCUCCUUUCCACCCUUCUCUCCUUCCCCAGUCCAACUGCCAAUACCAAACUGCCAAUACCAAAUAUCUAAUCUAUCAGAAUAAUUUCAUAAGUCUCUAUAUUUCCUAAGGGGAAACAACCUUGGCAACUUAUUUUCUGAGACCCUACUAGGUAUACUUCCUUUCAUGCCAUUUUAUAUAAACACUUUAGUAGGUACUUUUUAAUCUUCCUUUUUAUCUCUUAUUUUUUAAGAAAAUCUUGACUUUUUUACUAUUCUUAUCUUAAAAGAUAGAUCAAGUUCUUGUGUUCUGGUUUACAAUUUUGGACCUGGAACUUCGUUUUAUUAACACAGAAUUUUCCUUUUUGUCUCAAACAUACUUUUCCACCAUUCUUGCUACUACCUAAUUGUGUUGUGCUAGUUAUCACAUAAAGUUUGUACACGUACUUUUCUAGCCCUUUGGAUGAUGUCUUGAAGAGUCAAACCCACAUGCAUAAACUCCAAACUGAAAAAAAAAAUGGCCACAAGAGAAAUUUCAAAUAAAUAUCAUUUGGAAGUAUGAUAUUUCCAGACUAUUCAAAGAAAAUUGCAGUCCUUUUAUUUUUCUGUUUGGGCCUUAGGCACAUUAGAGGCCGAUGUUGCAACAUCAAAUAAAAUAAGGAGGGUGAAAUGUUUUGUGGGCCAUUGUGGUCAUGUCCUUCAGGCUUCAUUGUGGUGCCUUUUCUUGAGGUUGGCAUUUUAUGAUAAUUGAUAGAGAUCUUGCAGCAAUUUCUAGCUAUUGCUUUCAUUAACUUAAAAUUGAGUAGAAAUGGAGUAAUAAAAAAAUUAGGAAGUAAGAAUUCUAAAAUCUGAGGAGGAAUGGCAAUUCCUUGGGUAUGCAAACAUUGUUUUUAGAUAAAAAUAUCCAUAUGCUCUUUGUAAAUUGUAAGAUUCUCAAACGCUGUCUGGAUAAGCUAUGUCAGUGUCUAUCUCCACAGCAGCUGGGUUAUAUGAAAUUGCUCUUUCAGUGGUUACAAGGGCAUAACAACUGUGCUGGUAAAAAUGAGUGACCAUUUAGUAGAUCGUAGCCUAUGCAGUCGGUGUCACUUAAAAGCAAUAUCCUGAGAUUUUUAAAUAAGGUGGGCAGGACAGGCACGAGUCCAAUAUUUAUUACUCUUGUGAUUAAACACUCUAGACCAGGCUUGUUGAUGUGUAUGCCAAUAAUCUGGAGUUUCUGGCUUAGUGUAAAAUUUAAAUAUCUUUCCUAUCGUGGUCUCAUAUCUGUUUCUGUAAUAAGAUCAGUUUGUUGCCCUCUGUGCACCAGUGGUUUUGCCCUUAAUUUUUUGGCUAGCAUUCACCAAAAUCUGUCAUCCAGUGCUGCUGAGAAAAAUACAUGUUGCCAAACUUCUUUUCUUAAAAUUGUGCUGCCAGUGAUGUUUUCCCAGAUGUGAAAAAUAAUUACCUAAUAAAGGAUUAAUACCCAAUAACAAUACCAUUGUUGAACAUACUCAUGCAGUGUUCACCUUCUUUCUGAUUCCUUUUUUUGUAUUUGAAAAUAUCGAAUGGAAAAUUUAAUGGUGUGUUCCAUUGUUGAUGUUGUUAAUAUCAUGACUUUCCUUCAAAGUGGAUGUCUUAUGUUUUGUCUUGUGUUUUCUACUGAAUUAGAUUUUCCUCUAGGCCUAGUGUGAA